Messenger RNA from Aspergillus terreus NIH2624, 1092 nucleotides. Its product is annotated as ATP synthase D chain, mitochondrial. The record is from RefSeq and is a predicted model, not a curated record. Gene Ontology annotation, cellular component: cytoplasm; nascent polypeptide-associated complex. Gene Ontology annotation, biological process: proton motive force-driven ATP synthesis; protein targeting to membrane. Gene Ontology annotation, molecular function: proton transmembrane transporter activity. Bases 1 to 1092 code for a protein of 363 amino acids. NCBI's taxonomy places the organism in Eukaryota, Fungi, Ascomycota, Eurotiomycetes, Eurotiales, Aspergillaceae. The transcript is spliced from 6 exons.
AUGGCCGAUCCCCGUGUCGAAGAACUCCCGGACGAGGAAGUCCCCAAGACCAACGUCGAAGAUGCCGGCAGCGACUCCGAGUCCGAGGCUGGCGAGGAGCCCACCAUCCCCGGUGGCGCUGCCGUUGCUGUCCACUCUCGUAACGAGAAGAAGGCCCGCAAGGCCAUUGGCAAGCUCGGUCUGAAGCUCGUCCCCGGCAUCACUCGUGUCACUUUCCGCCGCCCCAAGAACAUCCUCUUCGUCAUCAACCAGCCCGAGGUCUACCGUUCUCCUUCCAGCAACACCUGGAUCAUCUUCGGUGAGGCUAAGAUCGAGGACCUGAACGCCCAGGCCCAGGCUUCCGCCGCCCAGCAGCUCGCUGCCCAGGAGGCCGCCCAGGAGCACGCCGGCCACGAGCACGAGGACAUCCUCGGCAAGGCCAAGGAACCUGAGGCCGAGAAGAAGGAGGCGGAAGAGGAUGACGGCGAGGAGGUCGACGAGAGCGGCCUGGAGGCCAAGGACAUCGAACUGGUUAUGGCCCAGGCUAAUGUGUCCCGCAAGAAGGCCGUCAAGGCCCUACGGGAGAACGACAACGACAUCCGCAGCGCCGCUCUCAAGAUCGACUGGGUCAAGGUGACCAGCUCCCUCGGCCUCCGCGGUCAGACCGCCGCCUCCCUCCAGGCCUUUAAGAAGCGUAACGAUGAUGCGCGCCGCAAGGUCCAGAUUCUGUCCGAGCAGCCCCAGACCGUCGACUUCGCCCACUACCGCCAGAUCCUGAAGAACCAGGCCGUCGUCGAUGAGAUCGAGAACCAGUUCAAGAACUUCAAGCCCGCCACCUACGAUGUGAGCCGCCAGCUCAAGGCCAUCGAGGCCUUUGAGGCUCAGGCCGUCCAGAACGCCGAGCAGACCAAGGGCAAGGUGGAGGCCGAACUCCGCAACCUCCAGAAGACCCUGGAGAACAUCGAGACCGCCCGGCCGUUCGAUGAGCUCACUGUGGACGAGGUUGCCGCUGCUCAGCCCGAGAUCGACGAGAAGACCGCUUCGCUCGUCUCCAAGGGCAGAUGGAUGCCGGCUGGCUACAAGGAGCGCUUCGGCGACAUGUCCGUUGUUUAA